CUUCACUCGAGAACGCGUUGCCGCUGGGGCAACAUCGAGGCAACGGGGGCCAGGCUGACUUGGGCUUGAAAGCACAUCGCUGUCCGGCUAUACGUAUAGGAUAAAUUUUUCACAAACGUGGAUAAGAGUGAAUGAACCGCGUGGAUAAAUACAAUCAUCGGGCUGCUCACGGGAAGAUUUUUUUUUUUCGAAUUUUCGAGAAACUUAAACCUUCGUAUAAAAUUAUAUUGCGGGAAACUUUUGUUCGUUGAUUCGAAUUAACGAUAUUACCCUAAAUCGGUGACAAUUAUCGAAAGUCUAACUCGAAUAACAGAAUAAACAAUACUCCGAGCUAUAUUAUUCGUGUGGUAUAAACAUUGAAAAUUAAUUAAAUUAACCGCAAGUGAAGGCGUAACAAUAAAAAAACGAUAAAGGAAGAAGAAAAAAAUAAAUAAAAAUGACGCGUGAUACGCGAUAGUGUCGAAAAUUAAUAACAAUCAUCUAAAAUUUCUAUAUUAUCAUAGUUUACCGAUAAAGUGAAUACUUGUAAGAAAAUUGUAUUUUUUUUGAAGUGAUCUCUCGCAGACUAUAAUUUAUCAUGACCACCGCAACCCUUCCACGGGAGCUGGACGCCCAUAUAGUAACGUUAUUCGAAAGAAUAUCGGCGCUACGAGAUAAUGCGAGCGAAAAUUCUGUCGAAAGGAGGCCACCGAUGUCGGUGGAGGCGAGGAGUCUUGAGCUUUGGCGAGCCGUGGCCAUCGAAUGCUUCGCAACUUCCAUCCUUGCUUUGGUCGUACCUGGCGCCGUUGCACCUUCCCUGAUAGAACCCAGUACCCGUUUGUCCGCAUUGGCAGUCUCUAUUGCUACUGGGCUUGCGAUGGCCUCGAUUUGUUUGAUCUUCGGACACAUAAGUGGAGGUCACGUCAAUCCAGCAGUAUCGAUAUCUUUCGCGUUGUCCAGACGGAUCUCACCGCUACGUGCCGCACUGUAUUUGGCAGCACAGUGUGGGGGUGGAAUAGCAGGUGCUGCGAUACUUCAAAGCGUGUCACCGGAUAGUCUAAAGUCGCAAGGAUGGAUUACCGGCUCCAUCCAAAAACUUCUGGUGGAAUUGGCACUCUCUGCCUUGGUUGUUUUGGCCCAUUUCGCGGCUGAUACUCCUCGGGGACUUCCGGCAUCUGUUUCCUCGAAACCUGCUAUGGUUCUUGCCGCAACCUACACAACUGCUACAUUGGUUUCGAGACCCUACCUAAACCCAGCUCGUGCCUUGGGGGUAGCCUUCUUGAGGAACGUCUGGAGUGAUCAUUACGUAUACUGGGUGGGACCGAUUUCCGGCGGUGCAGUAGCAGCCUUACUGCACGAAUAUGUGCUGAGUCCGAAACGGUCAAAAAGUUCCCAGGAAAGCGACGACGGUGACGAUUCCUCCGUGCGAUCGGACGAGGACCCGUACGAUGAAUUGGACAAGGCAACGGGUCCAAAGUUUCCCAGCGUCUACGCAACCUACAGGCCCAUCGCCGGGGCCCCAUCCUCGAUUUACAGCGCUCCACCGACGACCAUUGAUCGCGUCGAAUCAAUUUACGGCGGGACGAAAUCGCUGUACUGUAAGUCCCCGCCAUUGACCCGGGCUAAUUUGAACAGAUCUCAGAGCGUGUACGCAAAAUCUACCUCGGGACCCAGAGAUGGUCUGGUCAUUCCGAAACCUGGGCCCUUGAUGCCUGCCCAGAGUCUCUACCCCAUGAGAAUCGGACAGAGUUCGCAAGGGCCAAGGGAGACUGUGCAAACACAGAGUCAGAAUCACAACAGCACUAAUCAAAACAUGCAGAAUCAACUGCAGCAAUGCACUCAGAGCAUUUAUGGUAUAAGGGGAAUUUCAACCAGCAUUAGCGCCCGAGAGAAUGGAAUCUACGGCGUCUCGACCACGUCUAGUGUUUACGGAAGGGCCCCUGCACCCCCUCCGGGAACGCAGAAUAUCCAACAAACUGGUAAUGCCCAAAAUUCUACCCCAAAUCAUGGCGCUACCGGCUUGGGAGUGCCGGGAAAUCCCGGUAACGGUCAAAAUUCUGGGCAGACCGUACAAAAUCGGGGGCAACAUGGGCACCAAAACUCUCCGCCCAGCGUAAUUUCUUCGGCCCAAAAUCACCCCGCAGGGCACGCAAACAGCCCGUUGGCGACCAGCUCGGAGAACGGAGGAAAUCCGAGGAGACCGGAAAGCAUGUACGGGCAUGUUUCUAGGCGCAGCGAAGACUCGGCUUACGGAAGCUAUCAGGGCUCAGCGAGAGGGAAUUAUGGGAAGGCUCCCGGUCCUCCUGGACCAUCGCAGUACAGGGGCGAAAGGCCCAGUCCGGGACCACUGCAACAGAAUCAAAGUCAACAGAGCAAUUUUCAAAGGAAUUCACCGAAUCCAUCGUACUGAUCGACCUUAAAUUUGAGCAGACGAUAAAUGACAUUUAUUCUGAGACGGCUAGUUUUUCGGCCAAGUUGAUUAUGUUGGUAAGGCAGAUUCGGCCCCUGCGGCCGGCUGACGGUGGCACUGCAGGCCCAAUCUGCAUUACCAACGUAAUCGAACCGGGCGAAAAACUAGCCGUCUCAGAAUUAAUGUCCAUACGUGUACAUGCAUACGUCAUGACUAUGCGUGUGCAAAUAGUUCGAAAUCAUGAAUAAUUCGACACAAACCGAAUAAUUACAUGAAACGGAUAAUUCAAGUCUUCAAGUAAUUAACUUUUUUUUAAAUUACAACUGUCUGGUCCCCUUAAAACGAUGCUGUGCUCGGUUUUUACCGGCCAGCAAAAAUCUGUUACUUGUUGUGAAUAUUAUCAACGAUUACGUAUCACUGACGGGAAAAUCGCGCAGAUAUCGCAAUUGUACUUCCAAUGCCGAACAAAAAUAUCGGACAAUUUCUUUCUUCCAUGCGAGGAUAACGCCAGAAAACGCAUUCCUAUACUUAAUGAUAAUUCGAUUACGGGAAUACAUUUUCUAGCAUUAUUGUUAUCUAAAACCGCAGCAUCCUUCUAAGAGUCAACCAUCCCCGUGAUUUUUGCGGACUGAAUACUUGGUUAUUACGAGUAGAAUUUAUUCGAAGGGGAAAUUAUACCUUUCUCUAUACUCGUGGUAUUGUUAUUUUUAGGCCUGGAAUAGCGUUCAAUGAUUUAAGGGCUGUUAAUCGCCGAACAACCGGAAUGCUAUCGCACUCGUAUCAGCGGUAGCCGGCUUAUAAUAUUAUCAGUGAAUAAAUAUGUAACUCAGAUGUUAACGGAAUAUCAGUAUUAGAUAAUUUGUGUAUAUUUUUAUGCAACUUACAUUGAAUUUCCUGUCGAAAAGAAAUUCGACAGACAGCACCUUUUAUUCGACUAAGUAUUUUCUAAACGAGGAAAAAAUAUAUAGACUCUAAGAUUUAAACCGGGUAAUUCGAACUGUUCGAAUAAUCAGAAUCACUGAAAUAAUUCGAACUAUUCUAAUUAUUCAAUUGCUGGAGUAUUUUAUUCCAUUCGACCGCUAUUCGUAUAGCCAUAAUAAUGACUCUGAACGCACUGCCGUUGAACUGAACCUCAUUAUGUGUAGUUACGUAUAUUGGAUAUUCCAUUAUGAAUAUUCUAAAGUAUCUGUCGGAUAUUUCAGAAAUGUGUGUUAGGUCACCGACUCUUACUUUCAUCAAUCAUCGGAUAAAUUUGUUUUGCAGACCUAAACCCAGGUUAGUGCAGAUUUUUAUUUGGAUUAUUUUUUUUUUUUUAAUUUCUAGCUUGAGAGUACUCAAAUUAAAUGUAAUCUUCGUUUUUAGUUAUAUAGAGUAUAAAUACAUAGUAUAAUUCGCGGUAGCGACGUCGUUUAGGAAUGUAAGUAAAACACGAAACGUCAGAUUUAGAACAUAAUUUUUAAAUAAUAAUAUUCCACAUAUGUACAUAUGAAAACCAGAUGUUCGAUUAUAACGAUGAAGAACAAGAAUUUCAUUAGUAUAUAAUCGUAUGGGAAAUUUGAAGAAUACACUGUAUGCAUACAUUUUCAAAAGAAGCGUCAUAUUUGCUAUAUUACCAUUGGAGAUUAAUUUUAGUCAAUGAAUAUGGUUGGAAAAAUAGAAUUAAUUUGCAAUGAUGUAUUAUACUUUGUGAGUUUUAUGUAGGACUUGGCAAAGCGUUUUAUUUCGUGCUCAUUGAUGAGUCCGUCUUGUUAUCCUCUAAUAGUGGGAAACAUGACAAGAAAUUCUGGAAAUAUCUGUCAUUGGUAUUUUAACAAUUUUUUUGUUUAGUACUCUUAAUUGGUACACGGGAAUUCAGUACCUCCUACGUUAGCGGCCGUCAGCAGGAGAGAUUUUCAUAAUUAAAUGAUUCAUUGAAUCUGCUGAAAAUCGAGUGAGGCUAAUUAUAGAAAACAAUAAAUAUAAAAUUGUGUAAGUAUUCUAUGCGAAUGCCACGCGAACAGUAAUGGUAUGCUGAUCCAUCAUAGACAGUAAGAAAAAAUAUUCCUGAAUGCCAUCCUUGGUACAUACUUCACUGUAAGAAUUAAUGGACGGAAUAUCGUUAAAAGUGUAAAACUCAGAAGAUGGGACUGACAGGGCUCAGUAUUUAACAAUAAUAUAUUGAGUAUUUUUUGUAGAAAAAUUGUCUUACCAUUACAUAUUAUUAUAAUAACUGUCUAUUUGUACGUAAGGAAAAUUGGCGUCUAGUUUAAAAAUAUCUGUGCAAAAUACGUGAUUUUCAUUUAUAUUAACUUAUAAGUUGCAAACUCGAUCAGACGUACAUAGAUAUUAUUGUAGUGAUUAGGCUUUGUAUAUAUCUUUUGUAUUUAUUAUUUUUUAUGUUAUUAUAGUAUGUGUCGUAGUUGACAGGUGUUUUAAAAUAAAUUAAUAAUAACAUUAAUAAUCAUGGAUCACCAUUGCGUUUAUUGCACAGGAUGAUUAUUCUUAUUCUUUGACACCUUUUCCAUUUCCAUGGGUACACAACGAUAUAUGUUUAUUAAGCAUCGGGGUGUUUAAUUACUUACUAUCCAGUUUUUAAA
This is a messenger RNA of Neodiprion virginianus, 4965 nucleotides long. It is a transcript of the gene bib, whose product is annotated as neurogenic protein big brain. The transcript is spliced from 4 exons. Gene Ontology annotation, cellular component: plasma membrane. Gene Ontology annotation, biological process: transmembrane transport. Lineage: Eukaryota; Metazoa; Arthropoda; Insecta; Hymenoptera; Diprionidae. Bases 578 to 2389 code for a protein of 603 amino acids. The record is from RefSeq and is a predicted model, not a curated record. Gene Ontology annotation, molecular function: water channel activity.